Molecule: messenger RNA, 960 nt
Organism: Mucor velutinosus
Lineage: Eukaryota; Fungi; Mucoromycota; Mucoromycetes; Mucorales; Mucoraceae
Product: Transcription factor SOX-11
Exons: 5
Coding region: 1-960 (319 amino acids)
Biological process (GO): ubiquitin-dependent protein catabolic process; protein deubiquitination
Cellular component (GO): cytoplasm
Molecular function (GO): cysteine-type deubiquitinase activity
Source: RefSeq, a predicted model, not a curated record
AUGACUGACGCAGGAGAUUGGUGUUUGAUUGAAAGUGAUCCUGGUGUGUUUACUGAAUUGAUCUCCAAUAUGGGAUGCAAAGGUGUACAGGUGGAGGAAAUCUGGAGUUUGGAUCCUGAAUUCACAGCAGAUCUUGGACAAGUCUAUGGACUUAUUUUCCUGUUCAAAUGGCAAAACAAAAAGAGCUAUGCGCCUCCAGCUGAUGAAAAUGCUGAUCAUGUAUUCUUUGCAAACCAAGUUAUCAAUAAUGCAUGUGCAACACAAGCCAUUCUUUCCAUUUUACUCAACAGAGAUGACCUUGAUCUCGGCGAAGAAUUGAGAAACUUCAAGGAAUUUACAGCUGAUUUCCCACCUGAUAUGAAGGGUUUGGCCAUCUCCAACAGUGAAUUGAUUCGUUCAGUGCACAACAGUUUUGCUAGAUCAGAUCCUUUUGUCAAUGAGAUGGUGGAUCCCAAUGCUGGUAAAGAUCAAGAUGUCUAUCAUUUCAUUGCAUUUACGCCGAUCCAUGGUGCGCUUUACGAGCUGGAUGGUUUGAGUAGAGGUCCUGUGAAUUUGGGUCCUUGUGAUGACUCCAGUUGGGUCGAAAAAGCAAACGAAGCCAUCAAGAAGCGCAUGGAGAGCUACGGUUCAGCUGCAUUGCACUUUAGUCUGAUGGCCUUGAUCAGAGAUAAAGUAGAGCAAAUGGAGGAGAUGAUUGAGGAAACAGAUGGCAUCCUGUUAUCGUUAUCUGAGGAUGAUGUGGAGGCAAGAAAUAGAGCAAAUCACAGUCGCAUGAUGUAUGAACAAGUGUUACAGCAAGAGCAAGAUAAGAGAAAGAAGUGGCACAGAGAAAAUGUAUUAAGAAAACACAACUUUAUACCGAUUAUCUACAACCUGUUGAGAAAUCUUGCCGAGAAAGAUCAACUAGACCCACUUGUUGCUCAAGCAAAAGAAAAGGCCAAAAGCAGAACUACCCAAUAA